UGGCGCCUUCGUCUCCUACACCCGAACACGAGACCCAGCUCAACGCCGUACGUCGCGCCAUGGGCACGCUCGUCGGCCACGUCGCGCCGGGCGUGGGCUUCCUCGUCGUCGGCCUGUGGCAUCUCUACAACCACAUCAGGCUCUUCCUGCUGCGCCCCGGAUCCUACGUCGCGCCCGUUUGGUUCCCCGUGCGCGGCGCGCGGCACCUGGAGCUCAUCCUCGUCGCCGCUGGCGCCGCCGCGUCCAUCCUCAUGGAGCUCGUCGUCGGCCCGGCGAGGCACCACCCGUUCGACCGCGACGGCACGGUGCCCUCCGACCACCUCCACAACUUCGAGCACGCGUCCAUCUCGCUCGCGCUGCUCGUGUACGCCGCGGCCGCCAUCCUCCUCGACCGCGCCGGCGCGCCGUGCCGGGACGCGGUGUCCCAGCUCGCCGCCGCCGCGGCGUUCGCGCAGGAGCUGACGCUGUUCCACCUCCACUCGGCGGACCAUGCGGGCGUGGAGGGCCAUUACCACCUGCUCUUGCAGGGCGUCGCCGCCGUCACGCUGGCCGCGACGGCGCUCGGCGUCGCCGCGCCACGGAGCCUCGCGGUGAGCCUCGUGCGGUCGGCGAGCCUGGUGCUCCAGGGCGUCUGGUUCGUGGCCAUGGGCGUCGCGCUGUGGACGCCGGCGCUCCUGCCGAGAGGGUGCUUCCUGAACCACGAGGACGGGCACGACGUCGCGCGGUGCCGCGAGGAGGGCGGCGCGCUGGCACGCGCCAAGGCGCUCGUCAACCUGCAGUUCAGCUGGUACCUGUCCGCCACCGUAGUACUCGUGGUCGUGCUCUACCUUCGGAUGUGCAGCCUCUACAAGGAGGAGCCGGAGUACGUGCCGUUGGUCAAGGAAAAUGGCCAUGGUGACGACGACGACAACGACGACGUGGAGGCGGCGAAAGGCGGCUCCGGGAGCGUGUUCUGUGAAUCAAGGCCAAUGGAGAUAUCACGGCCGUAGGCUAGGAGAAAAUGGAUUUCCAGCGUGGGGACGUUCGUGUAAAAUGUAGCUUUGUGAGUUUGCAAAUACCUAGAGGUGAAUCGCCGCUUUGACUAGGGUAUAGUUCGUACUUGUGGUAACUGAUUUUGUUGGUACUUCUGAUUGGUUAUGGACUUAUGGUUGUAUACAUGUUUGAUCAGGCCGGAUUAACAUGUUGUGAUUGGAGAGUUUGUACUUAAAGAAAAAGGAGUGGUCACCAUUGCUAUGUUAUUGCAUUAUUUAGUUGCUAA
Setaria italica (foxtail millet) is the source of this 1258-nucleotide messenger RNA. RefSeq names its product transmembrane protein 45B. The record is from RefSeq and is a predicted model, not a curated record. The coding region runs from base 60 to 989 and encodes 309 amino acids. The transcript has a single exon. NCBI's taxonomy places the organism in Eukaryota, Viridiplantae, Streptophyta, Magnoliopsida, Poales, Poaceae.